Messenger RNA from Camarhynchus parvulus, 949 nucleotides. It is a transcript of the gene HAUS5, whose product is annotated as HAUS augmin like complex subunit 5. Gene Ontology annotation, cellular component: centrosome; HAUS complex. The record is from RefSeq and is a predicted model, not a curated record. Gene Ontology annotation, biological process: centrosome cycle; spindle assembly. Bases 23 to 934 code for a protein of 303 amino acids. The transcript has 12 exons. Lineage: Eukaryota; Metazoa; Chordata; Aves; Passeriformes; Thraupidae.
UCCCCCUCAGAGCCCCCCGGCCAUGAUGGCGGAGGCUCUGGGGCGCUGGCUCCGGGAGGAGAUGGAGCUGCCGCCCUCCGCCGCCCCCUCCCCGGCCGCCCUCCGCAGGCUCUGCUCCGGCCCCACAGCCCCCGUGUGGGAUUACGUGACCCGCCACGUCCGGAACCAACGGAACGUGAAGAAGAUUCGGGGAAACCUGCGCUGGUAUGGGCACCUGCAGGAGCUGCAGGCCGCUCCGGCUCCUCCGAGCCAGCAGGGGGCGCUGCGCGCAUGCGCGGCGCGGCUCCGGAAGGAGCUGCAGGGCCUGGGGGACGCCAUUGCGGACGCACAGGAAACGGCGCAGCGCCUCGAGGCCGCCCUGGGGGAGGGGCACAGCCGGCGGUGGGCGGAGCUUCGGCGAGGGGCGGAGCUUCGGCUGCUGGGGGUGGAGCCGGGCCCUGCAGGGCUGCGGGCCGGCCACGAGGGGGCGCUGAGGGCGCGCCAUAAAAGGCCGGGCCCGAGCCGGGCGGAGCUGUCAGCCAUCUUGGCCUCGGGGGCGGAGCCGGAAGUGCUGGUGUCAAUCAAGGCCCUGUGCAAGGCCAGGGAGGCGGAGCUCCGGAGGCCACGCCCACACAGAGCUGCCAAUCACCCCGGGAAGGCCCAGGAGGCUCCGGAUUGGCUGGAACAGGCUGAGGCCGUGCUGAUUGGCCACAGCCCGGGGGCGGUGCUCUGGGCGCUGGAGGCCCUGGCCAAUCACAGCACCAGAGCUCUCCUGGCUGGCCCCGCCCCCUCGGCUGAAGCCCCGCCCACCCUUAGGAGCCUCCUGCAGGAGCGCUGGGGCGCCGUUGGGGGGGUGUGGGCGGCGCUGCCCCCCCUCCUGGCCCACCUGGCCCGGCUGAGGCGGCGCCUGAGCACGCACCUGCAGCGGGGGAGGGGCCAGGGAACCGCCAGGUGAGCCCAGAGGCACCCA